Messenger RNA from Klebsormidium nitens, 1518 nucleotides. The record is from the annotation of a GenBank genome assembly. Lineage: Eukaryota; Viridiplantae; Streptophyta; Klebsormidiophyceae; Klebsormidiales; Klebsormidiaceae.
AUGCGAAGUAAUCCCCUGUACGGAGUCCAAGCACACCAGAUCCCCCCUCCUCACAAGGAUCUGACCCCCUCCGGGGUGGUACGCGCUGACAUCAUCAUUGGCUGUCAGCUGACGUCAUCUGCCAGCAGGGCGCCCUUUUUGGGGGCCAGGAGCCACCAGGGGAGGGGCUUUGUGGAGGGUUUCUUGAGAGUUUGUGAAGGGUUUGAGAAAUUCGACCAGGGGGGCCCGCGCCCAACCCUCCAUGCCCCCCCUCGAGCGCCCACGCAUGACCCCCCCCCCUGGCACCACCCCCUCUGUGGUGGUCCAAAAACAAAAGGGCGCAACACCCCUCGCCGCAGUAUGGCUGAAAUAGCAUCCACCGGAGUGCAGAUCAGCCCACAAUUGAAUUCCAGACGGCGUUUCAGCUCUAGGGGUGAUUUUUACGCCUCAACCAAGCAGAGAGUCCAUACUCCCCGGAAAGAGAGAGCUGACCCGGGUUGCACCCUUUUCGGAAGAGCCAUUUUGAGAAACUCGGCAACCCAGUUCCUAGCUUCCCCUUUUUGCUCCCCCUUACGCUCUCCCACGCCAGCACCACUUUUCCGGCGUAGUGCCCCAUCGAGCGGGUUUUCCCCGAGCCUAUUCACAUCGCCCACAAAGACAUUCCAUCGCUCAGACUCUGCCACGUGUCUCCUCAGCAGCUUGGACAUAAACGUUCCCAUCUACAGAAACUCCCUGCUUUUGGAACUAGAGCGGGAGGGGGAAAUGCGGCGGGGGGACGACGGGCGGCCUUGGUCCACAGCGGGGGGGUCCGGCCACGGGUACGGCCGCAGCAGUUCUGUCCCCCGGAGACAAACAAACGAGGAGCAGAUACGGGAUGAGAUGAGCAGGCUGAGAGGGUUGCUCGGGCAGGCGGAAGAGAGGCGGCGGCAGCAGGACUUUGAGAUUGCGCGCCUUCACAGGGAGCUGGAUAACGCUGGUGACUCCCACACCCAGCUGCGAGCGGAGAUCGCCGUCCUGAGGGGGGAGCUGACGCGCGCGAAUGAGAUUUACACAGAGCAGGCUUUCACAUUGUCGGAGCAGGUGCGUGAGAUUCUGGUCCUGCAGCGGCAACUAGAGGCAACCGCCGCGGACCCCGGGCGCGAGCAGCUUCGGACGGAGGUGCAGCAGCUGCGUCAGCUGAUCAACGGGAUGACGCCAGCACAGCUGGAAGACUACGCGAUCGCGGCCCUCCAGGUGGAGCUGCGCGGCGACGCGCGCGCGCGCCCCGGCCCCCAGCCCGACGCCGCGCUGCGCGAGCCGCGCGAGGACUACACGGGCUGCCGCCAGUUUUACCAGACAGGGUUUUGCCACUUCGGGCGCGGCCGCCGCCCGUGCCCCAACGAGAACAGCCACUUCUGUCUGCAGUGCGGGCGAGCGCACGGGACCGCCCCCCAUUUGGUGUUGCUCAGACGGUUGGGAGACGGACACGAAUCGGGGGAGAGACGAAAAGGGGAUAGUCGCGACAUGCGGACCAGGGGGGCCGCAUUGAUGGUCACGUGA